CACACUAAGGAAAUGGCGAAGUUGCAUCACGCCUGGGCGACUGUCGUCCUGUUUUUGGUUAUAUUUGUAUCAGUUGAAGGCCUGAACUGCUUCCAGUGUAAUUCAACAUUGGAUCACAACUGCCAAGAACAUUUUAACCAUAAUUAUGACAUCAACCCACUGACAUCACAGCACUGUACAGUAUGGAAUUCUCGCUACUGUAUCAAAAUCACUGGCCUUUGGGGAGGUGUGGUUGGCACUCAUCGGUUCUGUAGCUCACGUGACCUCGGUGACCAAUGUCAGGAUAUUUUCUACCCCGAUCAUGAUCGUAUGUACCGAGCUUGUGUUUACACCUGCACUGCCGAUGACUGCAAUGAGGCUAGUUCACUGUGGACGAAAUGGACAUUAGUCACAUCCCUUGUGUUGGCUUUCUUUUCCUAUAAAAUCGGUGUAUUAUGAAAAGAGAACUUAUGUCACUGAAAACACAUAACACGAACAGAUCUCCUUCAACUAUGCAAUUUCUGGAUCACACACCAGAACCUAGGAGUAUUUAUGUAAACCAAGAAAUACCUAAAGUAAUUAAACAUUGAAGUUGAGUAACAUCAGCAGAUUGGACAUGUACUCAAACCUCAAUGUUUAGCAGGAACAUGUCUAGAAGAUUAUAAAAGAUCAUGUGUAUAUCACAUAGCAGAUAUUUACAUGGAAAUUCUUAUUCUAAUACAAAAGUUACAGAAUUUAUAUAACCUGGUUCAGUAAUAGCAUUGGAUUUUUAUACUAUAUGUAUAUACAUUACUUGUGCCAUCAACACUGAAUCAAAGAGAAAGGUAGACAAAUGAUUUUACACCAGUCAGAUUAUAGUGCAGGUAUAUGUAUCUCCAGUAUAAUGAGAGUCCGCAUUUAACUGGAUUGAUGUUAGAGUUAAGCUGUUCUGACUUCCAAGUAAUGUAUUAGCCACAUGUAGAUAUGUCUAAUUAUGAAUGACUUUUAAAUUUACUUCUGAAUGAUCCCUAAAUUAAUCAAAGUUCACUACACAAAUUGUUUUCUCAUACAGAUCAAUAUUUUUCAUUAUCCACAGCAGAUAUAAGGAGCUAUAUACUAUGUAGAAGACCCAAUGAUGACUAGAUUUAAUAAUGAAAAUGCAUGAUAUCAAACAGACAUGCUUGUACAAACUACCACAGCUGGCAUAUUUACUACCGGUAUAUAAAAGUGGUAUGUGCUGAUAAAUGUAAUGUCAUAAUUGUAAAUGACAACAAAUCAAAGAGCAUAACAUUUCAGAAAAAAAUGUUAACACAAAAUUUGUUUUUAAUCCUGAAAUUUCAUAAAAUUCCACCAAAAUUUGCAGUAUAAUGAAUACACCUGGUAAUGUUGAGAAGUUGUCAAAGUUUUCAGUAAAUCAUCGUUAUGUAAACCCUCUCUAUAGUUUCAUAUACAGAGACCUGUGUAAACUGGAUUUCAUGCUACCUGUCCUACACCAGAAACCUUUAUAAACCAGUACUUGCUCCAGAUAAUACUAUGUACAUUUUUUUCAAGAAGAAUCAUAGCAAAAUCAGUUACACAUGUGUCUAUAAUAUUUUACCACUGUUCUUCAUCAGACAAAAAUGUAUUUUGUACAUAGACUGAUUUCUUCUACACAAAAGUGGUAACUGAGCACACAUGCUAAGUUCUACAAUAUAUGUGAAAAAAUUUGAAUCUUAAAGAAAUACCUGGUUGUCAUAUACUUUUCUUUUUAAAAGUUUUUGGUUUUUUUAGUAAUUAUGUUUUGUUGUUAACAUCAUGUCAUAAUUGUCAUCAAAGAUUGUUUAAAAUUCAUUAAACUUCCAAGGACAUAUCAAGGGAGAUAAUUCAUGUAUCAUGCUCAUUCUGUAAUAGCUGUAUAGAUGUAUAUAUGUAAAUUACAACGUCUAAUUCAUUUCCUCAUUUCAUAUUAAGUGGUUGAUUAAUCAAAUAAGUAAAUCCAUUCCUUUCGUC
Messenger RNA from Ylistrum balloti, 1947 nucleotides. Its product is annotated as U-scoloptoxin(05)-Sm1a-like. NCBI's taxonomy places the organism in Eukaryota, Metazoa, Mollusca, Bivalvia, Pectinida, Pectinidae. Bases 13 to 438 code for a protein of 141 amino acids. The record is from RefSeq and is a predicted model, not a curated record. Gene Ontology annotation, biological process: sleep; positive regulation of voltage-gated potassium channel activity; regulation of synaptic transmission, cholinergic. The transcript is spliced from 3 exons.